Messenger RNA from Enterobius vermicularis (human pinworm), 441 nucleotides. The record is from the annotation of a GenBank genome assembly. NCBI's taxonomy places the organism in Eukaryota, Metazoa, Nematoda, Chromadorea, Rhabditida, Oxyuridae.
AUGGUGUACAAACUUAUGGUGGAAAUAGGGCGCAUUGUCUUUAUUGGCAAAGGGAAGGAUGAAGGUAAACUAGCAGCCAUAGUGGACGUUAUUGAUGGCAAUAGGGCGCUGAUCGAUGGGCCAGCAUCCGGUGUUGUACGGUGUGUAAGGAAUUUUAAAGAUCUACAGCUAACGAAAUUUAAAAUUCCAUUGAGGCACGGUAUGCGCACAAGGAAUGUGUUAAAGUCUUACAAUGAUGAAAAAAUCAACGAAAAAUGGGCUGAAACCCAGUGGGCAAAGAAAAGAGCUUGCAGAGCGCUUAAAGAGAAGAUGACGGAUUACGAUCGGUUCAAGCUCAUGAGAGCAAAGCAGUUACGCAACAGGAUAAUGAGGAUUGAAUUGGCCAAGUUAAAGAAGGUUGCUGCUGGAAAAGUAACUAAACCUAAAGAUAAAAAGAAAUGA